AUGGGUAUUAUAUUGGGCAUCCAGUUUGAAGCAACAGAGGACGGACAGGUAGUAGCUUCAGAUACCAGUGAUGGUAGUCUCUGGGCCAAUAUUGGAAUUCGUUUGUCCGCAGUCUCCCAGCUAUUGAGUGGAGGUGGCCUGGCUGGCUCAACAACUGACAAUCCUCCAUAUCUGUUCUGUGUUCCGGAUCCAAAUAAUGAUAACAAUCCCUACACGGUUGCAACAGUCUUUGCCGGAAAAUUUACCCAGGGCGGCCAUCUCCACUUCUGGAUAUCUGCUCUAAAGGGCUGGAUCUUCGAUUCAAACGGUGCAACAACGCUGUGCGGAAAGAUUUCUCUUUACGCAGCGACUACCAAGCGAUCAACCGCGAGUGAAAUAGACACAGUGAAAACCAAUACAUUUGAUAGAUUUACCUGGUUAUGUCCAAGAGCAUUUACUCCUCUGGUUGGAAACGAUGGAACAACUAAGGCUACCAGCGCACCUCAUUCGGCUCCUCUUCUUUCGACAGCAGUCGCCUAUGAUUCAUAUCCUAGUGCUGGGACUCGUAUAGGAUUGGAUACAUUAGCACUGAUCAGUAGUACACUCUAUCACGAACUCUUUCAUUUGACUGACGCCGCGCAAACUACCGCUGACCCGUAUACUAAAAUGGAUGAUAUCUAUGAGGCCGGGGGUGAAUUUCAUGCUUCGAAUGUUGCUAAUAAUCCCGAGUCUUAUGUCUUAUUUGCACUUGCGUCGUACAUCUACAGCAAUCCACCUACUGGCAGCCCCGAUAAAGUAGCGGUUGUGUUCCCUGGGGGAUUCUCAAAGACUAUAGAUUGA
Molecule: messenger RNA, 819 nt
Organism: Sclerotinia borealis F-4128
Lineage: Eukaryota; Fungi; Ascomycota; Leotiomycetes; Helotiales; Sclerotiniaceae
Source: the annotation of a GenBank genome assembly